AUGACCUUCCGCAAGUGUGAUGUUUCAUGCAAAGAUGCUACUGCUGCUGUGUCUGCUGAGCUUAGUCAUAUUGGCCCAAUCACUCGAAGCAAGUUCAGGGCUAGUGGCUUGGAUGGGACCGAAUACUUCGCCUCCUUGGAGCCUAGCUCCAACCUUGGGGAAUUUGAGGAUUUGGUGGAUUCUCCAAUUUCAACGAUGGUCAACGCCUUAAUGACUGACACAACUAACGUGGAUGAGAAGUUUGCCAUGAUGGAACAAACUAUUGAAGUCUUGAAGAAAUCUGUUGAAGACAAAGACCUUCAAAUCGCUCAACUCAUGAACAAAUUGGAGGCCUAUGCACCAGAAGAAUCAAGCCACGUCCCUCCUCGUUCAUCUGUCUUCACCUCGCCAAAGACGGCUAUUGAGGAAUCACUUGCCAAGUUCAACAUUCAAAAGGAAAAGCAAUCCACUUUAGUUGCGGCGUUAUCUGUCCAACAAUUGCAAGACAUGAUAACAAACACCAUUAGAUCUCAAUAUGGCGAACCAUCGCAAAGUUCGUUGUACUACUCUAAGCCUUAUACUAAGAGGAUUGACUGUCUAACCAUGCCAACCAAUUAUCAACCAUCAAAGCCGCAUCAAUUUGAUGGCAAAGGGAACCUAAGGAAACAUAUUGCCCACUUUGUCGAGACUUGUAGCAAUGCUGGAACGCAUGGUGACCUUUUGGUAAAACAAUUUGUUCGUUCUCUGAAAGGGAAUGCAUUUGACUGGUAUAUUGACUUAGAGCCCGAGUCCAUUGAUAAUUGGGAGCAACUUGAGAAGGAAUUCCUCAAUCGUUUUUACAGUACCCGAAGAACUGUAAGCAUGAUAGAGUUGACAGGCACUAAGCAAAGGCAGGACGAGCCCGUGGUUGAUUACAUUAAUCGUUGGAGGGCGUUAAGUUUGGACUGCAAGGACCGCCUUUCAGAAAUAUCUGCUGUGGAGAUGUGCAUUCAAGGAAUGCACUGGGGCCUUUUGUACAUCCUAUAA
Nicotiana tabacum (common tobacco) is the source of this 1005-nucleotide messenger RNA. NCBI's taxonomy places the organism in Eukaryota, Viridiplantae, Streptophyta, Magnoliopsida, Solanales, Solanaceae. The record is from RefSeq and is a predicted model, not a curated record.